AAUGUUGUUGUGUUUGUAUAAGUGUUGUUUCAGUUUUGUCUUUCCUUUCUAUUAUUUUUAAAUUUUCCUUUUGUUUCAAUGUGUAGUUAAAAAUGACAUAAAAUUUCGUGUGAGCGAUAAUGAAACGUGUUGGCUUGUCAAAAUUUAGUCCUCUUGAAGUAAGUCGAAAAGUUCAACAAUGUUUACGAUUUGAGGGCGUCAAUGCAAAUGGCGUCUCAUCCUCAGAUGGCAAUUUCAGCACGGAUGUUCAAAGAGAUAGUGAAUGCACAUCUGAUAUAUCUUGCGAUGAUAUACUGACAGAAAAAUGCUGCAGUGAUCGGAGAAUCAAAGGAAAUAUAUUGAAUACGAUAAAGAAGAAGUGGAGGAAAACUAAAAGGAAUAAACGUUGCGAACUCCGAAAUAGAACGGAUUCCAUGGUUGUAAUGUGUCAAAGUCAUAGUGAAAAUUGCGAUUUGCACGAAUCUUGUUCCAAGCAUUUCAGGACCAGAAAGUCGAAAUCUGAUAAAAGCAACAUUUGGCCCAUACCGUCUGCAAUUCUUCGGUGCCAAAAUCACCAACUAACAAAUGAUAAAAAUGAUGAUGUGGCAGAGUUAAUAUCCUGUACUGCUGACGAUAAUGAGCGCUGUACGUGUUUUGGAACUCCGUCUAAAAAAAUAGAAGUUUCAAGUGAAAGAAAGAAGACUUCACCCCGCUCAAAUACAACGCCUCGCGGAUCCUGCAGUUUGACUGAUUUAAAUUGUGAUGUCAAUCCUGUUGCCUCUAGUCUUACACUAAAAGUUGAAUCUGAAGGAGAUGUCAGCUCGUUUAUGCACUCAACCAGUGUUGAUAAUGCCAGUACGUAUGGUUGCGCCACACUGCCCGAAAGUAAAUCAAAGAUGGAUAAAAGUGAUAAUACAACGAAUAGUGUCAGUAUUCCCCGAGUAGGCAAUUUAACUCAGGAGUUGUAUAAAUUAUCCAAAUAUGGCUGGUACUGGGGACCCAUCAAUAGAAGUGAAGCAGAAUCAAAACUUAUUGAUCAACCUGAUGGUGCUUUUCUUGUCCGGGAUAGCUCGGAUGAUCGUUACAUUUUGAGUUUAAGUUUUCGCUCUUAUGGAAAAACUUUACACACAAGAAUUGAGCACAGUAACGGAUUAUUUAGUUUUUACUCACAACCAGAGCCUGAAGGACAUGCAUCGAUAGUGGAACUCAUACAAUUGUCAAUGUGUUAUUCUCAGUCUGGAGUAUUUUGUUAUUCUCGUAGUCGUUCCCCGGGUUCUGCUUCCUUUCCUGUACGCCUCACGAAACCAAUUUCUAGGUUCACACAAGUGCGCUCUUUGCAAUAUUUGUGUCGUUUUGUCAUACGGCAGUACAUUAGAUACGAUCAUAUUCAGAAAUUGCCCUUGCCUUCAAGGAUAAAAGGUUACUUAGAAGAAGGACAUUACUGAAUCAAUUUAAAUAAUAUCAAUACAUUUUAGUUUGGAUUGUUCUUCUUGCCCUGUUUUUUAGGUUAUCUAUGUUAAGUUACAUGCUUUCGAAUUAUAUAUUAAAAGUGGUUUUAUUGUGUUUAGUAGAUCAAAAUUCAAUAUUUUGAAAAAAAAAUUGUAUUUCAUUAUGUGUGAUUGAUAAAUUUUGCCAAAGUUCUUUUAUUUGUUUUUCCAGCAGUGCAAAAAUGUACAUAAAAUAGAAACAAAGAUUAAAUUCCGGAACAUAAGCUGCAAAGUUUUUUAAUUUAAGAUACCUACAUCGACGAUAAAAUAUAUCAUUCGAAGAUGAUCAGUCAAAGGGAAUGACUUCAAAAGUUUAAUUGACUUAAUAUUGGUUAAUGGGCAAUUCCAUAGUGUCUGACGUAAAAAAUGAAGAAAUAUUUCUCCGUUUUAAUUCCAUUUACCAAAUGUAAACUUAUCCAAAAUGAUUAAAUUUAUUCACAAGAUACUUACUACAUCCCACUGAAUAAAAAUUCAUGUUACUUUUUUAAAAUUGAUCCCUAAAGUAUAAAUUUAAAAAAAUUAAAGAGUUGGUGUCGGACGUAAACACACAAAUAGUAUAACUGAUGGUUCACUUAAAAAUUAUUAAAAGUCUGUGAAUUGGCUUACAUUUUAAUUUUACAAACAGCUUAAUUCUUAAGUAUACUUAUGAUUGAAUCAUAUUACAGUUUUCAAAUGAUAUAAGAAUAAAAUAAAUAAAGAAUAAAAAUUAUUUGAAAAGUAUUUUUUUGCUUGGUGUCGGACGUAAAUUGUUCAUAUUGGACGUAAACUAUAGCUCUUGAAUGUAAAUACAUAACAAUAAUUACAGUUAACUAUAGGUUACAUAUAGUGGAACAAAAUUUGCCAAGUAAAUUCAGAAGUAGGGUUGAUUGAGGGAGUUGGUCACUGGGGUAAGGGGUCACCCCCUAAAACUGAAAUAUGCAUAUGGUUUUUAUACAUUGAUCAUGUCAUGGUUCAUCACAGGGAUUGGUUUUACGCACAGAGACUGAUUUACUGCAGGGCAUUCGGGGCCCGGGGCGCCAAAGAAAAGGGGGCACCAAAUUUCUGUCAUUUUUUUAAGGACCAGUGUUCGGAGCCUCUAACUAAAGGAAACAAAAAAUUUUUGUCAUUUGACAAUUUUUUUUUUAUUAAAUGAAAGCAUAUCAGCUGAUUGUUGUGGAGAAUGGUCAUUUUCACUAUUGAAGAGAAUUAAGUGUAGGUAAUUUGCGUACUCUCAUUUCUGAUGCUAAAUUAUCUUUAUUAGCUCUGUUAUGAAUAGAAGGAAGAUUGGCCUAAAGCUUGAUUAUGAGGACAUUAUAGAUGAGUUUACUACAAGAAAACAAAGGAGAAAAUAUAUAAAGAAUCAUUGAUGCGCAGAAAGCACAUUAUGAUUAACCUUUAUCAUUUGUAUCAUAGUUUUUCCAACUGCAACUGUAAAAAACAUUUUAACAUGAGAACCAUAAAUUUAUUUUAGAUUUAUGUUAAAUGAUAUCUUUGCAAAACAUCUUAAUUAUUAAUGUUUUUCGUAUGAAAUCGGUAUUUUAAAGUUUUCUUUCUAUCAAAAUAAUAUCCAACACUUACCAUCAUAUUUUUUGUGUGUGGGGGGGGGGGGAGGCACCAUAUUUGUCAGUGCCCGGGGCACCCAGGUGUGUAAAUCGGUCCCUGUUUACGUACAUUUGGGUUUUGUGGAAUUUUUUUAUAAAUCAGAAAGCUUAGUCAAAAAAAAAAAAAAUCUGAAAACUAUUUUUUGGCGAGUUCAAGCAACAUUUUUCAAAAAAGUUUCCCAGUUAGCUUUUGUUACUAUUAUUUUUUUUUUUUAUAAUCAUUAAACCUUCAUGUACAGUCAGUGGCAUAGCUUCACUUUCUGCCGCCCGGGGCGGUUUCUCAAUUUUCCGCCCUUUUGAUGGGAAAUAGUUGACACAUUAAAGAGUCAAAUGUAUAUUAGUUAGAUUUAAGUAAAGAAAAAAAUAAACUAUUUUUUUCCUCCUUAUU
Molecule: messenger RNA, 3434 nt
Organism: Uloborus diversus
Lineage: Eukaryota; Metazoa; Arthropoda; Arachnida; Araneae; Uloboridae
Product: suppressor of cytokine signaling 5-like
Exons: 1
Coding region: 120-1424 (434 amino acids)
Biological process (GO): regulation of growth; intracellular signal transduction; protein ubiquitination
Cellular component (GO): phosphatidylinositol 3-kinase complex
Molecular function (GO): 1-phosphatidylinositol-3-kinase regulator activity
Source: RefSeq, a predicted model, not a curated record